GGGCGGGGGUUCGUGUCGCUAGUGGUUGGAGGGCGUGCAUGAAGGUUUUUGACUGAAAAUGUUCGACUGACAUCUCGACAUCUGUCACAGUCAUUCAGACUUAUAAGUCAGAGGAAUUGUUUUUCUGUCGAAUAGAAGAACAUCCAAACGUAAAAAAUCUAAAAAGCAUCUGGAAAAAUGCCGUCGUUUUCUGCUCUCCUUUUUCUAGGAGUUGUCAUUCCAUGUGUACUGUCAGCUGAUUUGGUCCCUGUUCUCUUGUGGGAUUCUUAUAGAGAUUCAUCUAUUAAAACCAACAGUAUCCCAGUUCUGUCAAAGAUUAGUCAAGAUGAAUUCAAGGGAAUUCUCUCCAAGAAGUUGCAGAACAACCCUGUCGUGAUAGUCUUUGCUGAAGAAAAUCUGAGUAUAGAAGACUUCAGCUGGCAAGAUGAGUCAGGGCAAGGUGCUUUCCCUAAUCUGCACAACCUGUCUCGAUCUGGAGAUGCAGAUCUACUUUACCUUCCAUUUGUAGAGUCACCUCUUGCUGUGCUUGAGCACAUGUAUCCUCAGAACCCAGGCUGGAAUGAAGCCAUACUUGGCCCAGAGGGAAUUCCAAUUCUGAGUAAAGACACCCCAUACUCAAACUUCUUGAAAGUCAACCUGGAAGAUGCUAAAGUUAGUGAUGGAAGAUCUGAUUUACUGAAGCGACAUGACUCCACCAUCUAUAAUAUCUAUCAAGACUUGAGACACAAUCACGACCAUGUCAUUGCCAUCUAUACAUCAUUGCACUCUUCAUGGCAUGUAGAGGAAAACACAAAGUCAAGGAAAAUACGUGAAGCUGAGGAAAAUGCUGCCAAGGAAUCGGAGGGCGACAGUCCAAAACCCAAGGAAGCUGAAGAAACUGCUGAAGAACGAAGUGAAGCUGGUGAGCCUAAGGAGAAAGAAAGUUCCACAAAGAACACAGAGUCUGUUACCUCUCCAUCAUCUGCUCAAUCCUCAUCACCCCUUCCGUCUGCCAACCCAACAUCUGGUCCUCAAGAAGAGUGGCCACCUUUCAUGACUAUUCCUAUUUUAUCAGGGCUCAUGGUUACUUCUCUCUUAUUGGGUAUUCUAGGCUUUGCCAUAUCUGCUAUGAUGGAAAUUAAACCUAUGAUGCGCUUUGAUGAUCCUAAAGGAAAGUCAUUAACCUUCACUGUUCAGGAGUAAUGCCAUAUAAAUGAUAAAUGAUCUGUUUCUAGUAUGUUGUUGAUUUGUCUAUUUUGCCUUAAAGCAAUGCUUGUGUAUGUGGUAAUCUUCCAUUCCAAAGUACAUUUUGCUCUCUUGAUAAAAAUUUAAUGUUACUUGUAUUUACUGUAAGUGGAAUGCCAUAGUAAUUUUAAGUUUGCAAUGAAGUUAAAUCCUGGGACACUUAACAUUAAGUUAAAAUGUUGUGAGUUAUGAAAUAAUGUGGAUCAUUAGAGUUUGCAGUUCAGUAUUAUAUCAAAUUCAGUUUGCAUAGUGAAAAAUGUGCAUUUAACCCAAACCAGGCACGACUAGCCUUUCAUUUAUGUAAUUUUACAAUGUACUUUCAGUUCAAAUAUUGUUAUGGUACUUAUUGUAAAUUUUCAUUUUUUGGUUUGUAUAGUACUUUUAAAUUGUCCAAGACAAUAAUUGAGGCUUAUGGUACUUAUUUUAUUUGUGCUGCUAAUUAAUUAGUAAUAAGUGGAAUAAAAUUAAGAUUAGUGGAACAAAAUGGAAGUAGAUCUGCACGUCUUGCACAUACAUAGUGCUAAUAAGUUUGUUGUGUAGCUGGUACAAGAGAUGUGGGAAAUAUCAUGGGUAAGAGAAGAAAAAUAAAAAGCUGGAAGUAAACAGAAACAACUGGAAAA
Molecule: messenger RNA, 1844 nt
Organism: Frankliniella occidentalis (western flower thrips)
Lineage: Eukaryota; Metazoa; Arthropoda; Insecta; Thysanoptera; Thripidae
Exons: 5
Coding region: 178-1182 (334 amino acids)
Cellular component (GO): proton-transporting V-type ATPase complex
Source: RefSeq, a predicted model, not a curated record